AUGUCCACCAUCCUGAAAGGGAAGAAGCCCAAGACGGACGCAUCUAUCGUCUCCACGGAACCACGGAAGCAGCUGACUGCACACCCAACACCGAAGCAAGACCGGCGAGCCAUACUCGAGGAGCUCAAAAACGCCAUCUGGGAGAUAAAGUGGGAAACGAAAGAGGCAGAUCUGGAGGUUGUCAGGAUCCAGGAGAGACUCAAUAAGAUUGGAGAGAUGACUGCUAAAGUAGAGAGGGACAAGAAAGAAACGAAGCCGGAGUUAGGGAAGACACAGGACAAAUUCUAUAAGAUCGCUGAAAUAGGAGCCAAGGUGGAGCACGAAAAGAGAGAGGUGAAGUUCGAGGUUGCCAGAAUUCAACACAGAUUCAGUAGGAUUGGAGAGAUGGCGACCAAAGCGGAACGGGAGAUCAUGCGAAUAGUGGAGCAAGAUCAAGUGGACGCUUGA
This is a messenger RNA of Westerdykella ornata, 447 nucleotides long. RefSeq lists its product as uncharacterized. The transcript has a single exon. The coding region runs from base 1 to 447 and encodes 148 amino acids. NCBI's taxonomy places the organism in Eukaryota, Fungi, Ascomycota, Dothideomycetes, Pleosporales, Sporormiaceae. The record is from RefSeq and is a predicted model, not a curated record.